GAAGAAAUGUGAAGGUUCUCUAAAGUGCAGUGUUUCAACCUAAGCGUGCAUGGAUAAUGAGCAUAGUCCUCUUCUUCAUAAUCAAUACAAUGAACAGUUUUUUGUUCCAAAUGAAGGACUAUUUGUAAUAAAAAACGGCGCCCAAAUAUGGUCUUUGCUGUUGAAAAUGAUCUUAAUUAGCCCCUGUGUAUAUAUACAGCGUGUAAAAUAAGAAAUCGAAGACGAGCGGUCAAUUUGACCAGCUAACCCUUGGAAUUGACGGUCAACUUUUUUUUGGAAGAUUGAAGAAACUUAAAGGUUCUCUAAAGUGCAGAGUUUUUCAACCUAAGCGUUCAUGGAUAAUGAGCAUAGUCCUCUUCUUCAUAAUCAAUACAAUGAACAGUUUUUUGUUCCAAAUGAAGGACUAUUUGUAAUGAAAAAUGGCUGUUUAAGUGGUGGAGAGGACAUAAGUCCAACAUGUGAGAAGUUCAUAGAUUCAUUUGUUUCAGCCUAUAGUGCGGAAAGUGCAAUUUCAGCAAGUGAAUUCUGUAAUUACCAAUAUGAAUUUAGUAUACUUUAUGUAGAUUUUCCUCAAGUGUUCUACAAAAAACAGGUUCGUUCAAAUAAACAAUCAAUGCAACGAAUAGACAAUGGGAAUGUAACUUUUCUUCUUGAAUUUGGAUCUGCUGUGGCUAGAAAUUCUGCAAAGCAUAUUACUAUUAAAGUAAAACGUUUAACAAACAAACAACAUAAAGAUGUAUUUAUCAAAAGUCAGUUAAGUUUAGUGCAAAAAACAAAGGUUCUCGUAAAAUUAAAUUUGGACUCUGUAUAUGAGGUAGAUAACUUUAAAGUUUAUGAAUUGGAUAAAAGUGUGCGCGAUGAUCGUAAAAGAUUUAAUCUUGAAAUUGAAGUAUACUUUUGUAAUAAUAAAACAUUUAAACAAAACACUCAUAGCUUUGUUUUGAUUGGAAGAAAAAGAUCUCAAAACACAAUGAAAUUUGAUCAGAAACGACCUCGUCUAAACACAACAGAUUUAUGUUCUUCAGAUUGUUCUACUCUAUCUGAGUCUCCAACUUCUACUACGUCAUCUAUAAAAGCACUGCUUUCACCAUUUAUUUCGCCAAACUAUUCACCAUCUUUUGAACAGACUGAUGAAUCAACGAACAAUUUUUAUACUUACUCGGAGAAUGAUAAAGUACUCAAGUGCAGUAAGUUAGUUGCAGAUCAUGUUCAAACUAAAGCAUUACAACUUGGAAAUUUGUUUCUUGACCAAACCAUUCAGACAACUAAUGGGGAUAUUGCAUAUCAUUGGCCACUGGAGAAUGAAGAUGAACAGUUUGAAGAAGGAGAAAUUGUGGGGUUCAUUGCUGAUAAAAGUGGAAAGUAUUAUUUAAGGAAGUUGACUUUAAAAAACUGUUCAGAGGCACUUCUUAAGGGUGUGAUUAGUCGAUCGUAUUACUUGCAGGCUCAAGUUCCAACAGACGGAAGACGCAGUGAAACUAUAUGUAUGAUGGGUAUUGUUCCAGUCCAAGUAAAAGGUUCUGUUUGCAUCAAUGAUGCACUGUAUGCUUCUCCAGAUUUUCCUGGAUUUGCUGUAAGUAGUUAUCAUCUAAAUACCAGUUUGCUUCAAAGUUGUGCUCAUAUUGGAUAUGCAUUUUCAUCACAAAAUGUUGCAGAUGAGAAAGUAGAAGGUAUGGUUAAAGCUGGGGUAUCAGUCUUAGAAUCAGCAAGUCGGUGUUUACAAGAUGUACGACUUCGCACUUUGGAAGAAAGAUUGGAAUCUAAAUUCAAUGACAUUUGUAUAAAACAAAAGCGAUCAAAAAAAUAUACCAGAAUAUGUUUUUUUGCUUGGAUCGCUUUGGCUAUUUUAAGUGGUGUUUUCCUUUACCAAAUCUUUGUACCUGGAACAAGUUUUCGGUACUUUCUUUGUAAACAAGGAAGAAUGAGUGGAUCUGCAUUUUUUCAGUUUAUUCCAACUCGUGAUAUUACAGUUUAUCCUAAUGUUAGAGGUAUUCAGUUUGAGUUCUCAGUCCUUAUGCAAAAGACAGCCCACACAGGGUAUAAACGAUUAAACAUGACAGGAGUAAGGUAUUUUAUGAAUUUGGAUCGUUGCGCGUACAAAUCUCUUACACAAUCGAGUAGUAUUAUUUUGCAAAGUAAUAUUGCUUACGGUCCUGACUUGUUCGCUGUAGACAAAGAAUGCUAUCACGCGUUUUAUUACGAUGAACCAAAUGACCGUUGGAAGCGUUAUAUUUCUGUUUCCUGGGAAACUAAACAAAAUAUAUUUUGUCAACCUCCACCUAUUUCGAAAAACAUCACCUUUUCUGAAACGUAGUCUUUUCUGAAACGUUUAAUCUGCAAAUGUGUCAACAAGCAACUUAUAUAUUUAUAUAUGUAACUUUAUUCAUUUAUUUAGACUUUUUUUUUUUUUGGUGAACGAGUGUCAGUCAUGUUGAUCGUGACCGAAACUUGUAAUAAUGUAAGCUAUUUAUCUUUUUACAACUUUUAAUUUUUAUAUAAAUUGUUAAGUUUUAAUAUGAGAGAAGUAGAAGCGAAUAAAAGCCAACCCGGUUUUAUUUAAAAA
Messenger RNA from Hydra vulgaris (swiftwater hydra), 2563 nucleotides. RefSeq lists its product as uncharacterized. Lineage: Eukaryota; Metazoa; Cnidaria; Hydrozoa; Anthoathecata; Hydridae. The record is from RefSeq and is a predicted model, not a curated record.